Messenger RNA from Oncorhynchus mykiss (rainbow trout), 691 nucleotides. RefSeq names its product eukaryotic translation initiation factor 1B (gene eif1b). Gene Ontology annotation, molecular function: translation initiation factor activity. Lineage: Eukaryota; Metazoa; Chordata; Actinopteri; Salmoniformes; Salmonidae. Gene Ontology annotation, biological process: translational initiation. The record is from RefSeq and is a predicted model, not a curated record.
CUUGCUAGCACCAACGAUGAAGUCGAACAAAAGCAAACGGAUUCGAAUACUUUUUGUUCGAAGCCAUUUUGUCAAGGAUACGAGUCGUGCGCUGAGGUUGCUUUUGUCCUUUUUAUUUGAGCUACUUUGUUAAAUAAUACUCGUAUAAAUAGGCACGGCAUUACAUCGCCGAGAUAUUUCAUCUCCACAAAGUUAUCGUCCUAAUAUCGCAUGUCCUCUAUUCAGAACCUCCAAUCUUUUGAUCCCUUUGCUGAUGCAACCAAGGGUGACGACUUACUCCCGGCAGGGACAGAAGAUAAAAUCCACAUAAGGAUACAGCAACGAAACGGACGCAAGACCCUAACCACUGUUCAAGGGAUCGCGGCCGAUUACGACAAGAAGAAGCUUGUGAAGGCCUUCAAGAAGAAAUUUGCCUGCAAUGGUACUGUGAUUGAACACCCUGAGUACGGUGAGGUCAUCCAGCUGCAGGGAGACCAGAGAAAAAACAUCUGCCAGUUUCUCAUGGAGAUCGGCAUUGUCAGGGAGGAGCAGUUGAAGGUCCACGGAUUUUAAAGUAAUGCUGUUGCUUCAAGACCAGGACCUCAUCAGCUUUUAGACUUUUCUGUUAUGUAUUGACCAAUAAAGUUCAGCCGCAUGUCUGAUGUAAAACUCUGAGGCAAUAAAAACACAAUGUCACAUUUUUUAAAGCGCA